Messenger RNA from Naumovozyma dairenensis CBS 421, 426 nucleotides. RefSeq names its product Cmg1p (gene CMG1). Bases 1 to 426 code for a protein of 141 amino acids. The transcript has a single exon. Gene Ontology annotation, cellular component: kinetochore. Lineage: Eukaryota; Fungi; Ascomycota; Saccharomycetes; Saccharomycetales; Saccharomycetaceae. The record is from RefSeq and is a predicted model, not a curated record.
AUGCAUACAAAACGACAACAUUAUGAAGAAUUGAAAUCGAUAUGGAACGAAAUAGAAAGAAUAGCAUUUGAAUUAAGUGGUGAUUCAAAAAUAUAUAAAAUAGGUGCUGAUCCAAGAGAUUUCAACGUACUUUGGAGAUCAUACAUAAUAUCAUUGAAUGAGAAGCAUAAAACUUCAAUAGAUAAACUUAAACAGGAAAACGAGAUAGAACGACCAUCUAGGAAUUCCUCUUCAUUUGACCUUGGAGGCAAAGAAGAUGAAGAGCUUUCGCUUUUCAAUGAGAUGCCAUUGGAAGAAAAAAUAAUGAAAGUAAAUGUGUUCCUUAGGACUGAAUUUUAUUAUUGUUACUUCUGUAAUUUAAAAUACACUAGUGAAAAAGAACUAUUUCAAAAUUGUCCUGGCAUUCGUAAGAUUGAUCAUGAGUAA